GUUUUAAUUGAACGUCUAAUUUAAAGGAAACCAUAUUUUCUAAUUGUGUUUUCUUUUUUCACCACAGUUUUCCUCUAUAAUUAGUCCCUUCUAACUCAACCCGGUGAAUAACACCAGAAGCUGGCCUAUUCUGGACCACACCCGACUGACCACAGCAAUUGUCUCACCACAUUGGUUCCCCUUGUCAGCGUAUGCUUUUGAAGUAACUACAUUGGGAUAGGGGACAAAGAGAAUGUUAAAUAUACCUAAUUCUUUACAUGCAUUGUUUUGUUUUAUUUUGUUAUCAGGCAGUUAUCCCCACAUUACCUAUUGAAUAUAUUUCUUUUUUCCCUGCUGAUUUGAAAUGCCAUCUUUAUAUCAUAAAUUUUUUGCCAAGAAAAUGAUCUGCACAAUCUUGAACAUGUACUAUCCAUGCUGAUGGGAGAGGAUCCAAUAUGAAUAUAAGUGAUGGAGGAAGACGACGCUUUGAAGAUAAUGAACAUACGUUACAUAUAUAUCCUGGGACUAUUUCAGAAGGGACAAUCUACUGUCCAAUUCCUGCCAGAAGAAACUCCACAGCUGCUGAGGUGAUUGACUCUCUUAUAAACAGACUCCAUCUUGACAAAACAAAAUGUUAUGUUCUAGCAGAAGUAAAGGAAUUUGGUGGAGAAGAAUGGAUACUCAAUCCAACAGACUGUCCGGUUCAGCGAAUGAUGUUGUGGCCCCGAAUGGCUCUGGAAAAUCGCUUAAGUGGAGAGGACUACCGCUUUCUUUUAAGGGAAAAAAAUCUUGAUGGAUCAAUCCAUUAUGGAAGUCUUCAGUCAUGGCUACGGGUAACAGAAGAACGCCGCAGGAUGAUGGAACGAGGUUUUCUUCCACAGCCACAACAGAAAGACUUUGAUGAUUUAUGUAGCUUACCUGAUUUGAAUGAGAAAACUCUUUUAGAAAACCUACGAAAUCGCUUUAAACAUGAAAAAAUUUAUACCUAUGUUGGCAGUAUUCUAAUAGUUAUUAACCCAUUUAAGUUUCUUCCUAUUUAUAACCCCAAAUAUGUAAAAAUGUAUGAUAACCACCAAUUAGGAAAACUUGAGCCCCACAUUUAUGCUGUGGCCGAUGUAGCUUAUCAUGCGAUGCUUCAACGCAGAAAGAAUCAGUGCAUUGUGAUUUCAGGAGAGAGCGGUUCCGGGAAGACUCAAAGCACAAACUUUCUUAUUCACCACCUUACUGCCCUCAGUCAGAAAGGAUUUGCCAGUGGAGUAGAACAGAUUAUUCUUGGAGCUGGGCCAGUACUUGAGGCCUUUGGAAAUGCAAAGACAGCUCAUAAUAACAACUCAAGUCGUUUUGGCAAGUUUAUUCAAGUAAAUUACCAAGAAACAGGCACUGUUCUUGGUGCGUAUGUUGAAAAAUAUCUACUAGAGAAGUCCAGACUUGUUUAUCAAGAGCACAAUGAACGGAAUUAUCAUGUAUUCUAUUACCUCCUGGCUGGAGCAAGUGAAGAAGAGAGGUUAGCAUUCCAUCUUAAGCAACCUGAGGAAUAUCAUUAUCUCAAUCAGAUAACAAAGAAACCCCUCAGACAAAGCUGGGAUGAUUAUUGCUAUGACACUGAGCCGCAGGAUUGCUUCACGGUGGAGGGGGAAGAUUUGAGGCAUGACUUUGAACGUUUACAACUGGCCAUGGAAAUGGUAGGAUUUCUUCCCAAGACACGAAGACAAAUUUUCUCCCUUUUGUCAGCAAUACUACAUUUGGGCAAUAUCUGUUAUAAAAAGAAGACAUACCGGGAUGACUCCAUAGAUAUCUGUAAUCCUGAAGUACUGCCUAUUGUUUCAGAAUUACUGGAAGUUAAAGAAGAGAUGCUGUUUGAAGCAUUAGUUACCAGGAAGACUGUGACAGUAGGAGAAAAGCUUGUUUUACCAUACAAGCUGGCAGAGGCUGUGACAGUGAGGAACUCCAUGGCUAAGUCUUUGUACAGUGCCCUGUUUGACUGGAUAGUUUUUAGGAUUAAUCAUGCACUUUUGAAUAGUAAAGAUUUGGAGCAGAAUAUCAAGACUUUGUCCAUUGGUGUUCUUGAUAUUUUUGGUUUUGAAGAUUAUGAAAAUAACAGCUUUGAGCAGUUUUGUAUUAAUUUUGCUAAUGAACGUUUACAACAUUACUUUAAUCAGCACAUCUUUAAGUUGGAGCAAGAGGAAUAUAGAACUGAAGAUAUCAGCUGGCACAACAUAGAUUAUAUUGAUAAUAGCUGUUGUAUAAAUCUUAUUAGCAAGAAACCAACAGGAUUGCUCCAUCUUUUAGAUGAGGAAAGCAACUUUCCACAGGCUACAAAUCAAACACUGCUAGACAAGUUUAAGCAUCAACAUGAAGAUAAUUCUUACAUUGAAUUCCCAGCGGUGAUGGAGCCUGCUUUCAUCAUAAAGCAUUAUGCUGGAAAAGUUAAAUAUGGGGUAAAGGAUUUUCGGGAAAAAAAUACAGAUCAUAUGCGCCCAGAUAUUGUAGCUCUUCUGAGAAGUAGCAAGAAUGCAUUUAUCUCUGGGAUGAUUGGAUUGGAUCCAGUAGCUGUUUUCCGAUGGGCAGUUCUCCGAGCUUUUUUCAGAGCCAUGGUUGCUUUCAGGGAAGCUGGAAAAAGACACAUUCAGAGAAAAACUGGACAUGAUGAUACAGCGCCAUGUGCAAUUUUGAAAAGUAUGGAUAGUUUUAGCUUUCUACAACACCCAGUCCACCAGAGGAGCUUAGAGAUUCUGCAGAGGUGCAAGGAAGAGAAGUACAGUAUAGCCCGGAAAAAUCCCAGAACACCUCUGUCUGAUCUCCAGGGCAUGAAUACUCUAAAUGAAAAAAACCAACAUGAUAAAUUUGAUAUUACCUGGAAUGGCAGAACAGGGAUCCGGCAAAGCAGACUAUCAAGUGGUAACUCCUUGCUUGAUAAAGAUGGGAUAUUUGCUAAUUCCACUAGCAGCAAACUCCUGGAGAGAGCCCAUGGAAUUCUCACGAGAAACAAAAACUUUAAACCCAAGCCUGUCCUUCCAAAGCACUUGCUAGAGGUGAAUUCUUUAAAGCACCUGACCAGACUGACUCUACAGGAUCGGAUUACCAAGUCUCUUCUUCAUUUGCACAAGAAGAAGAAACCUCCUAGCAUCAGUGCCCAGUUUCAGGCAUCACUAAGCAAACUGAUGGAGACACUUGAUCAAGCAGAACCGUAUUUUGUAAAAUGCAUUCGCUCUAAUGCGGAAAAGCUGCCCUUAAGAUUCAAUGAUGCCUUGGUACUUAGACAGCUUCGGUACACUGGAAUGCUGGAGACAGUUCGAAUUCGUCAAUCAGGAUACAGCUGCAAAUAUUCUUUCCAGGAUUUUGUGAGCCACUUCCAUGUACUGCUACCCCGAAAUAUUAUUCCAUCCAAGUUUAACAUUCAGGAUUUCUUCAGGAAAGUGAAUCUUAAUUCAGAUAAUUAUCAAGUUGGAAAAACAAUGGUCUUCUUAAAGGAGCAGGAACGACAGCACCUACAAGAUCUCCUUCACCAAGAGGUGCUCCGCAGAAUCAUACUGUUGCAGCGAUGGUUCAGGGUCUUGCUGUGUAGGCAACAGUUCCUUCAUCUGAGACGGGCAUCCAUUAUUAUCCAGCGAUUCUGGAGGAAUUACCUGAAUCAGAAGCAAGUCAAAGAUGCGGCUGUGCAGAAGAAUGCUUUCAUCAUGGCUAGCGCAGCUACUCUCCUCCAAGCUUCCUGGCGUGCUCACUUAGCGAGGCGCCGGUACUUGGAGCUACGGGCUGCAGCCAUCAUCACCCAGCAGAGAUGGCGGGAGCAGUAUAGGCGGAGGCACAUGGCUGCUGUCUACAUACAGGCAAGAUGGAAAGGCUACAGGGAAAGUAAGCGGUACCAAGAACAAAGGAACAAAAUUAUCCUUUUGCAAGCAGCAUGUAGAGGAUUCAGAGCAAGACAAAGAUUUAAAGCUUUAAAAGAACAAAGAAUUAAAGAAACAAAACUAGAGCUUGGAUUGGUGAAUAUAAAGGCAUAUGGGUCUCUGGAGAUUCAGGGUUCAGACCCUUCAGAAUGGGAAGAUUGUUCCUUUGACAACAGAGUGAAAGCCAUAGAGGAAUGUAAAUCUGUGAUAGAGAGUAAUCGAAUUAGCCGUGAAAGUUUAGGAGACUACUCCAAGGAGUCCCCAAACAAGCGACAGGAGAGAGCCAGAAGCCAAAGUGGUGUGGACUUACAGCAAGAUGUGGUUGUGAGAGAGAGACCCAAGUCCAUGGAGGAUCUCCAUCAGAAAAAAGUAGGCCGGGCCAAAAGAGAAAGUCGGAGAAUGAGAGAACUGGAGCAAGCUAUAUUUAGCUUAGAAUUGCUGAAAGUCCGUUCUCUCGGUGGUGUGUCUCCUACAGAGGAACGCAGAUGGUCUACAGAACUGAUGCCUGAGGGCCUUCAAUCUCCACAGGGUACACCUGAUAGUGAAAGUUCUCAAGGAAGCUUGGAAAUUCUCAGCUGUGAAGAAAACCAAAAGAGCAAACUAGAGCCCAUAAUUCCAGACGAAGGAGACUUGCAGGUUUUGUCACCUAAGAUACGCGGCAGCAGCCCAAAAUUUGAUUCACAGGGUAAUGCCCUCAGUGCCUCAAAUGAGACUAGCUAUGCAUUGAUGAAAAGACAGAAACCCUGUGCUUCAGAGCAUUUGAAGAAUGGGACUAUGAAGGAAAACCUGGUCUGCAGUUCUGAAUCUAUUCCUUGUAAACCACAGCUGAGAGACCCCUUUAUUUCAAAUAGUCUGCCUACCUUUUUUUAUACUCCCCAGCAAGACCCAUUGAAGAAAAGUUCCCGACUAGGUACAAGUAUUCAGAGAAACAAACUAUUGGGAAGUGAAGAAACUCUAGGGAGAGCUCUUACCUUGGAUAUCAACAGGGAAGCCCGAAGGUAUCACAUCUCAGGAGAAGAUCAAGUUAUUGCCUCUUUGAAUACAGAUCCUUCUAAUACUGUGCUGGAAAAGCUGGAGAAGCUAAACACUGAGAAGGAAGAAAGGCAAAAGCAGUUGCAGCAGCAAAAUGAAAAAGAGAUGAUGAAACAGAUUCGCCAGCAAACGGGUAUUUUAGAGAAGGAGCGUAAAGCCUUCAAGACAAUUGAAAAGUCAAGAAUUGGGGAGUCUUUCCUCGUACCCUCUUUCCAUCAGUCAAAGCAAACAGUAGAGAGGCCAUCCUCUCUCAUUCUCGAUGCUCCAAAUAAGAGAGAACCCAGUGUUCCAGGGCUCCCAUCAGUAACUAUAAAAGAUGCUGCUUUUGCCCCAAAAGACAGUCCCUCUGCUCAGGUACCCCUGAAGGACCGGCCUGUCACCAUGUUCUUUGAAAGAAAAGGAAGCCCAUGCCAACCUGAGGAAUUAUCUAAGACAGACAGAAUGGGCACCCAAUUGAAUGUAGCCCGUAAACUCUCUAAUAAUCGCGUUUCCAAAAGAGAAUACCUUAGGCUGGCUCAGUCUUAUAGCCACAAAUCUGAUGAUCCUUCCAGAGAGGGAACUAGUAGGGCCAUUUUCUUCAUGCCAAAGGACAAUAUGAGUGUACCCCUUGUCAACAAGGAAUCCUUAAAGUGUGGAAAUCCUCAACACCGUAAACAAGAUGAACCAGCUUGGAAACCUGUGAAAUUAGCUGGGCUGGGCCAAAGAGAGCAGGUUGCCAGACCGGCCCAUAAAAAGAAAGCUCGAAUGGCGCGGACGCGCUCCGAUUUCUUGACUAGAGGUACUUUUGCCGAUGGGGAGGGGGAUACAGAGGAAGAUGAUUACGAUGACAUUAUUGAGCCUCUUCUCUCCCUUGACCGAGCUUCUCACUCUGAGCUAGGGCCUGCACCCAGCCUGGGUCAGGCCUCUCACAGUGACUCCGAAAUGACAUUACAGCGAUUUUCUUCAGCUGACGAACAAGCAAAGCUUCAUAAGACUAUGUCUCAAGGAGAGAUUACAAAGCUGGCAGUGGAACAGAAGCCUUCAGAUUCAGAUACAAGACCUCAGAGAGCGAAGAUGAGAUUCUGGGCCAAAGGGAAACAAGGGGAGAAAAAGGCAACUAGGGUGCAGCCUGCUGCGCAGUCAGAGGUUUCGGCACUUUUUGCUGGCUCAGAUGUGCCUCCAGUUCAUCAGUUUCCAGAUGAAUUAGUUCAGUAUCACCCAACGCCUCCCUUGAGUCCAGAACUGCCUGGUAGUUGCCGGAAGGAAUUCAAAGAGAACAAAGAGCCUUCUCCAAAAGUAAAGCGCAAGCGAAGUGUGAAGAUCAGCAGUGUGGCUUUGGAGUCAAUGCAUUGGCAAAAUGACUCUGUCCAGAUCAUAGCAAGUGCCAGCGAUCUGAAAAGCAUGGAUGAGUUUCUUCUGAAAAAGAUGAAUGACUUAGAAAAUGAAGACAGCAAGAAAGAUACACUGGUGGAUGUUGUAUUUAAAAAAGCCCUGAAAGAAUUUCGGCAGAAUAUCUUCAGCUUUUAUUCAUCUGCAUUGGCGAUGGACGAUGGGAAAAGCAUACGGUAUAAAGACCUCUAUGCGCUAUUUGAACAGAUUCUAGAAAAAACCAUGAGACUUGAGCAGCGCGAUUGGAGUGAAUCUCCAGUCAGAGUUUGGGUCAACACUUUUAAAGUGUUUUUAGAUGAAUAUAUGAACGAAUUCAAGACUUCAGAUUGCAUAGCCACAAAGGUGCCAAAAACAGAAAGAAAGAAAAGAAGGAAAAAAGAAACUGAUUUGGUGGAAGAACACAACGGUCAUAUCUUUAAAGCUACCCAAUAUAGCAUCCCUACAUACUGUGAGUACUGUUCUUCUUUGAUAUGGAUAAUGGACCGAGCCUCUGUUUGCAAAUUAUGCAAGUAUGCUUGCCACAAAAAGUGCUGUCUGAAAACCACUGCCAAGUGCUCUAAGAAGUAUGACCCAGAGCUGUCAUCUCGACAAUUUGGGGUUGAACUGUCCCGUUUGACCAGUGAAGACCGAACUGUUCCUUUAGUGGUGGAAAAGCUCAUAAACUACAUUGAAAUGCAUGGAUUGUAUACAGAAGGUAUUUACCGAAAGUCUGGUUCAACUAAUAAAAUCAAGGAGCUUCGACAAGGUCUAGAUACAGAUGCUGAGAAUGUAAACUUAGAUGACUAUAACAUACACGUCAUUGCAAGUGUAUUCAAACAAUGGCUUCGUGAUUUGCCCAAUCCACUCAUGACUUUUGAACUCUAUGAGGAAUUUCUUCGAGCUAUGGGUCUUCAGGAUAGGAAGGAGACAAUCCGCGGCGUAUACUCGGUGAUUGACCAGCUCUCCCGAACUCAUCUCAAUACACUGGAACGCCUCAUAUUUCAUCUAGUCAGGAUUGCUCUGCAGGAAGACACGAAUCGAAUGUCUGCGAAUGCUUUGGCCAUUGUGUUUGCUCCCUGCAUUCUCCGCUGCCCUGACACCACUGACCCACUACAAAGUGUACAGGACAUCAGUAAGACUACCACCUGUGUGGAGCUGAUUGUUGUGGAACAAAUGAAUAAAUACAAGGCUCGUCUCAAAGACAUCAGUAGCCUGGAAUUUGCUGAAAAUAAAGCAAAGACCAGGCUGUCACUGAUUCGUAGAUCAAUGGGCAAGGGGCGUAUUCGUCGAGGAAACUAUCCAAGUCCUUCCUCUCCCGUUGUAGUUCGGUUGCCCUCCGUGUCUGAUGUCUCAGAAGAGGCCUUGACUAGUGAGGCAGCCGUGGAGACUGACAUCACAGAACAGCAGCAAGCAGCUAUGCAACAGGAGGAGAGAGUGCUGACCGAGCAGAUUGAGAGCCUCCAGAAAGAGAAGGAGGAGCUAACAUUUGAAAUGCUUAUACUGGAACCCCGUGCAUCUGAUGAUGAAACCCUUGAGUCUGAGGCCUCCAUUGGGACUGCGGAUAGCUCAGAAAAUUUGAAUAUUGAGCCUGAAGGGGUUAUCUCUGAGAAAUCAGAGAGAAGCUUAGCCCUUAGCUCCCUGAAGGCAGCUGGCAAGUCUGAACCUUCAAGCAAGUUGCGAAAGCAGCUAAAAAAGCAGCAAGACUCUUUGGAUUCAGUGGACUCUUUGGUCUCUUCUUCAUGUCCACCUAACACUGCAUCUUCUCACGGGACCAGAAAACGAUUUCAAAUUUAUUCCAAAUCUCCAUUCUACCGAGCUUCCUCAGCUGGUGAGGCCCUGGGAAUGGAAGGGCCAUUGAGCCAGACCAAAUGCCUGGAAGACAGGCCUCAAUUCAUUAGCAGAGGAACAUUCAACCCUGAAAAGGGCAAACAAAAAUUAAAAAAUGUGAAAAACUCACCUCAGAAAACCAAAGAGACCCCAGAGGGAACAGUAAUGUCUGGCCGCAAGAAAACUGUGGACUCAGAUAGCAGCUCUGCCCAACAGCCAGCUCUCUUUGGAAAUAAUGAGUUUAUGGUCUGAACUGGCAGAUGUGUGUCCCUUUACAGCCACAGAGUGGUAAACACAUCUCAUCUUUGGGGCCUCUUCUUAUCACCUCGUCCACAAUAGCCCAUCCUAAGUGUGGUCCUGCCUCUUGCCCAGGCAUGCAGCUAAGACCUUGUGUGCCGAGUCCCUAGGCCUCCUGCAGAAAGGGAAAGGCCUCUUUGAAGCCUGCUGGGGUCGGUGCCAGCUCUGGCUUGGCUGCUGUAUUUGAAAUGAGAUUUCACCAAAAGCCAACCUAGGGCCUGUGUGUCUUGGUCAGGUGUGGAGGUCUUUGUAGCUGCCUCUCCCAGCCCUCUUUUCCCUUCCCAGAUGUGGGCGUUCAACUGGGAGAGGGGGAUAUUGUGGGCUUAAGGAACCCACUGAUUUCUGACAUUUGAAGAAAACAUUUAAAUCUUUCUUAACCAUGAAAGCAGAAGCCUUUGGGUUUAUUUUGGGAUAGUUAGGAACUGGGAUGAAUAUAAUUUUUUUCCAAGGAUUUAUAACAAAAAGCCUGAGCCCUCUAUUUUAAGAUUUUUGAAAAACAACACUCCAUGUUAUGUUCUGGGGAAGGUAAAAAAGCAGUUGUUUCCAUGAAGCCGUCAGAGAGCAUCUCGGCCAUCUGGUUAUACGUGAAGAAGGAGAGUACAUGUUUUGCUUUUUGAUGAUGUCUUGAAGUCAUAACAAUCAGCGCUGGUUUAACUCCUGGUUAUUAGUUCCUGCCAGGUAUCUUGCAUGGGCUAAAGUUUCACUAGCCGUACUGUUCUCAUGUUUCUUGGUCCAGUAUUUCUUUUUUUUUUUUUUUUUUGGUAGUUGGGGGGAAAAAAAUAAAAGGUACUAAAAGGCCCUUUUUUGAAAAACAGCAGUCUCCAGCCCUGGUGUUUGAAAGAUCCUUGGGUGAAUCUUCUACAUUUCCUUGUGCCACUUCACUUAGUGGACCCUUCCUAAGCUGGAGACUCGUAGGUCCAAUUUUUUUUAACUGUUCCAGAAAUAUGGUGACCCCUAAACCUAAACAUGGGGGUUCAUCCUAAUCCAUCCAGGUUUUUCUCUUUUUGUAAAGAUUAAAACUGAAGACCACAUAUGAGCCUAUUAAUCUGCUGGUGGGUUUGCACCACAGACUCAGACAGAUAAUGUGACCAUUUAGUCCCUUCUCCAAAACAUUCACACAUAACAUUGCAUGAAUAAGUGUUACAGAACGCUGCCAAAAAAAAAAAAAAAAGUUUUUUAAUAUGACCUAUCUUUUAUCUUUUC
This is a messenger RNA of Loxodonta africana (African savanna elephant), 9572 nucleotides long. RefSeq names its product myosin IXA (gene MYO9A). The transcript has 43 exons. Gene Ontology annotation, biological process: establishment of epithelial cell apical/basal polarity; intracellular signal transduction; positive regulation of GTPase activity. The record is from RefSeq and is a predicted model, not a curated record. NCBI's taxonomy places the organism in Eukaryota, Metazoa, Chordata, Mammalia, Proboscidea, Elephantidae. Bases 435 to 8324 code for a protein of 2629 amino acids. Gene Ontology annotation, cellular component: actin filament; axonal growth cone; myosin complex. Gene Ontology annotation, molecular function: ATP binding; microfilament motor activity; GTPase activator activity.